AUGGCACGGGAUGUUACGAAAGAAAACCAAUCGGACGCGAAUACUCAACAGGAUUACCCCGCGGCUCUUUCCAUGUCUGAUUAUGCAGUUUCCACUGCAACAGACAAGAUGAAGCAUGCGAACAAUAUAAUUCGCCUUAGGAGCGACAUCCAUACUGUCUUCGAUGCUAAGGAGUUUGCUAUCGUUCCCAUCGGUGGCCGUCUUGUGGCAUACUGCCUCAACACACAACCAGGAUCGCAUGUUGCGCGUCUCUACCACGGCGUCGAGCUUCACCCGCUCGGCAAUGCACCCGAACUCCUGUUCGCUCGAUUUGCAUACACAGUCUUUGAGAAUUUACGAGCGUUUCUUGAUGGCUGUACAGAAAGAAAACUCUGCAUUCGGACUGGAAAUACGCGGGCAACAGAGAUUUGUGAUUCCGAGAAAUGUCAGCAGUUCUCGAGAGUGACGGCAUCUCAAGGUAAAUAUCGGAGUGCCAGUCCCGAAGAAAUGGAGACCGACGAUGUUGACUGGUCAGAUGAAGAAUUAUCACGCGGUCGGAAGAGACGUCAAUCCACAGAUUCGGAUGGGGACUGUAGUUCCUAUCUCUCUGAAGACCAAUGGGUGGAAACACCUUCACAUCCGCGCUAUGCGUUUAGACAAAAGACAGAGACAGUGGUCUUACACGCCCAGGGCGAUAUCUCUAACCCUAUUGACCGAAGAUGGUCUUGA
Molecule: messenger RNA, 708 nt
Organism: Fonsecaea erecta
Lineage: Eukaryota; Fungi; Ascomycota; Eurotiomycetes; Chaetothyriales; Herpotrichiellaceae
Exons: 1
Coding region: 1-708 (235 amino acids)
Source: RefSeq, a predicted model, not a curated record